AUGUCGCAACCUACCGUUUCCAAAGCGAAAACCUCGUACCCGCUAUUUUCCGCGACCUGGGCAAACAGCAAGCCAUCGUACCUCAUCGUGGGCGGGGGAGGAGGCGCAGGCCGCCAUGGCGUGAAGAACAAGAUAUCCGUUUUCGACUUCAGCGAACGCGCGCCCAACGUAGAGUCCUGCGCCGAAAUCGAGGCGAGUGAGCACGAUUCCGUGACGUGUCUCGCGAAUCUGGGGACCAAAGAUGGCUGCGUGUUGCUUGCGGGCAUCAACGAUAGCGAAGAGGAGAGGCUGGCGGGAAAGAACGAGUGCUUGAAGGGCUUCGAGGUUCGUUUUCCAAAGAAGGCGGAGGGAAAGGGUGAGAUCUCGUUUCUCAGCAAGACUGCUCUGUUCACACCGCCGAUUAGCACGGUUGCGAAGAAGGAGGGGCAGACCGCAUCAAGCUCGCCUAACAAGCGCAUCGGCGCGGUAGCUUCCAGUCUCGCAGUACAUGAGAACGAAAUCGUGGUCUUCAGCGCAACGUCGAACAAACCAGAGAACCCCGAGGAUGUUAUUCAGCGGAUAGCACUGCAUAAGGGCCAGGAAGCAAACGAUCUGGAUAUUCUGGAUCAGGGCAAUGGGAAGUUCCAAGUCGCAUAUUGCUUAGACAACGAUGUCUACGUCCAGAAGAUAAUUUACGAUUUUGACAAGAGAAGAAGUCUAUGCAAGGCUGACGCGGACCGCACACAUGCCUAUACCGUCCCGCUUCCGGAUAUCAACGAGAAGAAAGGCCGCUCGAAGAUCAGAUCUGGUUCGAUCAUCUUACGGAAGAAGUUCGACAGACAUGUGCUGGCGGCUGUUGAUAUGGAUGUUGCGCUGCUAAAUGCUGACGAAGACGGAGCUUACCAGGCUGUGGUUGCGGUAGCUGCUAUCGACGUCUCGCUCACGGUGUUGACGAUAAAUUACCGUGGAAGGAAUCUAAACACGAUAAGCAAGUUCAAUAACUUCGCGACAUACUACAAUGUUCACGAGCUGCAGAUGACGAAGGUCGUCCUGUCGCCCUUCAUCAAGCCGGAAUCCAGCCAAGGUAAAAGGCUAGGACCUCAAUACCUCCGUCUGGCCACAACUUCCUUGGGCAACUCUAUCGAUGUGGAGACAUUUGAACUAUAUCUCAGCUCAAAUAAAUUGGACUCGUGUUACGUCCUCCAGAGCGCACGGUCCAAAGCAAUAGCCGACACCGCGAAGUACCUCGUUAUCGCCAUGAUCGUUGCAGCAUUCGCUCUCAUGGUCCAAGGCUUGCUCAAUACCGAAGAUAGCAUGACGAGGAGCUUGAUAUACAGCAUGCGUGACAUCCCAGAGAGUGCGAAAGUUCCUGCUGCGAAUCUUGUAGCCGACGUUAAGAGCGCAGCCAACAUCAACAACGACGACUCCCCCGUUGCGAAAGCUCAGCACCGUCUCCGCGACCUUCUGCACCUGCAUAUCCACUCCGUCACAGCACCCGAACAUGAAUCUAACCUUGCUCAAAAAGCGCUUGUGGUCCAUCACGACCCGGACACAGACGGCACUUUGAGCACCGAGGUCCACGAGGGCGAAUAUGAUGUCGUCAAGAAGCAUACAGAGGCUAAGAAGUGGGAGGAGCUGGACAAGCAUGAGCAAAGGCGGUGGAAGGAGAAGCUGGCGGACGCGGGGAUGUGGACGAUUGAGGAGGGCGAGACUAUCUUGAAAGGGGUCUUCUUUAGUGAAGCGGGUGCGUUGGUUGGCAGGGUGGCUGCUGGAGUCAUUGGAUAG
This is a messenger RNA of Didymosphaeria variabile, 1764 nucleotides long. RefSeq lists its product as uncharacterized. Gene Ontology annotation, biological process: protein secretion. Gene Ontology annotation, cellular component: endoplasmic reticulum membrane. The transcript is spliced from 4 exons. NCBI's taxonomy places the organism in Eukaryota, Fungi, Ascomycota, Dothideomycetes, Pleosporales, Didymosphaeriaceae. The record is from RefSeq and is a predicted model, not a curated record. Bases 1 to 1764 code for a protein of 587 amino acids. Gene Ontology annotation, molecular function: protein binding; guanyl-nucleotide exchange factor activity; GTPase activator activity.